AUGUUGCCGAGGCAGUCUGAGGCGGCUGUUGAGGCCCUCCAGAGAACGCAGGAGAGGGAGGGGGAAGAAUGGCAGCGCAACGUGACCUCUUUGCACGAGCUUACGCGCUUCGUCGCCGCAAACGUCGCGUGCUACCGUGCCGUGCUAGCCGAAGCCAGAACGCUCAAGCAGAACAACAGUUUCUUGCAAGUAAACAAGAUCAACCGCAUCACCGAGAUCGUUCAUGAAAGAGGCCAAGAGUGGGCUCAAGCCGAGAUAGACGACCGGAAGAAGGAGAAGGAUAAACUCACCAAGGAGUUGAACGAGAUGUGGUCUCUCAGCACGACCUACGGAAAAGCGCUUACCGACUACAAGAAGGAGUGCACAAGACACAAAGACAAGUUGGGCGAGCUUACACACCAAAUUCUGGACCUUCAGCGUGACCUCGAUUUUGAGAGGACAUCGAAGGUUGAGCUCCAGCGGGAGCUGGACCUGGUGCGGAGCGACAUGACGGCGCUGUCCCUUCGUCCGGACGUCAGCGAACCUCAGCAAGAAGAGAGCGGCCCCACAUUCGACGAAGAUGAGGAAGAACUGAGCUCGAGCGGCGAAGCGCACGUCGGACGGGACAGCUUCGAGGAUGAAGAUCCAGUCGUCCCCGCGCCUGAACUCGAUCCAUCAGUCAGCAGUGAUGGCUAUCAACCUGAAGACUGCGCCGCACAGCAUGGGCUCGUGGAGGGCAACACAGAGGCUCUAGCCGAGGCAACCUCCCGCGACGACUGCAAUCAACAGCGCAUAGCGGCAGCGCAAGAAUACGCGCUGGAGCUCGAGCAGGCCCUCCAGAGAGAGCAGCUGCGAAGCCGCGAACUAGAGGACCAGCUGUCCAGUCUCCAGACCAAACAUCAGCGCACCGUUGAGAAGCUCAAGCACAAGCAAAGUCGCGAUCAACAUACACAGACCGAUCUGGUGGCUCAGCACAAGCUCAAGGAGGAAAUGAUCGCCCUCUCAAAGUGA
This is a messenger RNA of Acanthamoeba castellanii str. Neff, 990 nucleotides long. RefSeq lists its product as uncharacterized. Bases 1 to 990 code for a protein of 329 amino acids. The record is from RefSeq and is a predicted model, not a curated record. The transcript has 10 exons. NCBI's taxonomy places the organism in Eukaryota, Discosea, Longamoebia, Acanthamoebidae.